GGGGAGUCAAAAACAAAAGCGUGAAUCAAAACAACAAACGCGCUGCGAAAGAUAACUCGAUCGACGUACGACGAAAUAGGUUUUUGGUGCACCGCAAGCACUUCGAAAACGAUGGCCCACGUUAGGGGACAUGAAGAGCAAACAUUCAACGAAUUCUAUACCGAGGUGAAGGAGAUCGAAAAACGGGAUUCGGUGCUUACGUCUAAGCAGCAAAUCGAACGCCUGCUGCGCCCCGGAGCGACCUACUUCAAUUUGAAUCCCUUCGAAGUCCUGCAGCUGGACAGCGACACCCCGCUAGAGCUGAUUAAGAAAAAGUAUCGCAGCCUGUCGAUAUUGGUGCACCCGGAUAAGAACCCGGACAACCUGGAGCGAGCCCAACAGGCGUUCGAAAUCAUCAGCAAAGCGUACAAGACGCUCGAAAAUGAAGCAACCCGCAAAAAGUGUCUAGAAGUGUACGAGGAAGCAAAGGAUCGUACGGAUAUGAUGAUUGCCGAGAAAAAGAAGAAGCUGAAAAAAGAGGGCAAGCACGAUGGUGUGCCCGAAGACGAUCCGCCCAAGUACAAACAUGCGGUCUACGUGAUGGUGAUGAAACUCUUUGCGGACAUUGAACGUCGGCGCCAGCAGCUGGAGGUACGCGACAUGGAAGAACGCAAGCGCAAGCGAGAGGCCGAAAUCGACGAGGAGGAGCAGCGCGAUCUGCAGAAGGAGUGGCAGAAGAACUUCGAGGAAUCCCGCCAAAGCCGGGUCAACAGUUGGCACACUUUUCAGGCCGGAUCGUCGACGUCGUCCUCAUCGGCUGCGGCUGCGGCCUCGGCGUCUGCGACCUCGGCGUCAGCUGUCCCGGUAAAGAGCAAAAAAUCGAAAAAAGCCAAGUACACUUCGUUCAAUCCACCGAAAAUUAAGCCCGAAACGCGAUAGGGACCACAGCAAUAACGCCACAGCAUCCGUCUCGGCAGACGGCCGUCAAUCGGGAGCCGCAUUGACAGAGAGAACUUAGUUUUAAUCGCGAAACCUCUAGUUCAACCCACCUUCUUCUGUUCUGUUCCACCCUCCUACGCAACUUUCCAUAAAUGGCACCAAGAUCGGUGGAGUUCUUUAUAAUAUUAGUUUUCUCAGGGGUUUUCCGCUUUUCUAAAUCCUUGCGUUUAAUGGCGUUGCUUAAGGGUGAGGGUAGACGACAUGCCGACGACUGAAACCACACCGCUGGGUCUGUUCUGUUCUAUCUCGUUUCUGGUAGUGCUCCGCCGCACUUCUACCGAGCACCGAGCGGACUCUCUCGGUAACUAACAAUUUCUCUGCACACAAACAGUACAGCCUUUACGACGAAAUAAACGGACAAAUUUGCGUAACAU
Molecule: messenger RNA, 1352 nt
Organism: Anopheles cruzii
Lineage: Eukaryota; Metazoa; Arthropoda; Insecta; Diptera; Culicidae
Product: dnaJ homolog subfamily C member 8
Exons: 3
Coding region: 112-918 (268 amino acids)
Cellular component (GO): nucleus
Source: RefSeq, a predicted model, not a curated record